UUAGCACUAUAAUCAUCUACAAACGAUUGGGAUUAGAAAAAGUCUAAUCCGGGCAGAUGAGGGGCUAAGUAUAUGGAGCUAUAGUAUCAUGACACGAGAAUUACCGAAAAAUAUAGAGAUUAAUAAAAUUUCAAGCAUUCCGAAGAAUCCGAGGUAGAGAAGCGAAACGAUGGCUGAUACAGAAGACCAACAGACCGACGAGGCGUCUGAUGACUUUUAUACCGAUGCUGCUAAUUACUGGUCCAAGGUUCCUGCAACCGAAGAUGGGAUGCUAGGUGGUUUCGGAUUCAUUUCAAAGACAGAUAUUGGAGGAUCGGAAACAUUUUUAUCAUCGAUAUUCAAGUUAAAAAAUCCCCCUGGACGAAAACACGCUUUGGACUGCGGUUCUGGAAUAGGUCGCAUUUCGAAGUACUUACUCACUGUACACUUCGAUCAUGUCGACCUUGUUGAACAAAAUUCUGAGUUCCUAGAUAUCGCUAGAACUUAUCUUGAGGAUCGUGGCAAAAAAAUUGGAGAAGUCUUUGCAAUGGGCUUGCAAGAGUUUUGCCCAGAUGCCAGAAAGUAUGAUAUUAUAUGGUGCCAAUGGGUAUUAGGACACCUUAAAGAUGAUGAUUUUGUAAGAUUCUUCAAUAAUUGUCGGACAGGGCUCAAAGAGAAUGGUAUGAUCGUAGUCAAAGAAAAUACAACCAGUUCAAACAAUGUAGAAGUGGAUACUGUGGAUUCAUCAGUAACACGGCCAAUUGACAAACUGCGGCAACUCUUUGACCAAGCUGGAUUAAUUUCGAUAAAAGAGCAACAACAAUCUAAACUACCGCAAGGCCUCUAUCCAGUUCACAUGUUUGCACUACGUCCCAAAGGAACAGUGAAAAAUUUCCAAAAGUGCAUCCGGCAGUAAAAUUGUUUUUGUCAAAUAAUCUACUUUUCAUCAGAUUGUUUAGGGUUGUACUCACGACCGAGGUCCAUAAAAUCAUUUAGCAUGGCCAAAGUGCUGAACUUUUAUAAUAAAUACAAGUACAUUUAUACAUAUGGUAA
Molecule: messenger RNA, 1032 nt
Organism: Athalia rosae (coleseed sawfly)
Lineage: Eukaryota; Metazoa; Arthropoda; Insecta; Hymenoptera; Athaliidae
Gene: Ntmt
Product: N-terminal Xaa-Pro-Lys N-methyltransferase 1-A
Exons: 4
Coding region: 170-895 (241 amino acids)
Biological process (GO): N-terminal protein amino acid methylation
Cellular component (GO): cytoplasm
Molecular function (GO): N-terminal protein N-methyltransferase activity
Source: RefSeq, a predicted model, not a curated record